AUGCAUCUAGUAUUUGCUUUGGCGUGUCUAUUUCAAAUACAUACUCAGAGUUUAUGUCAAAAGUUUGGAACUAGACCUAACAUCGUGAUGGUGAUGACAGAUGCGUUUGAUGGGCGUUUGACAUUUGAUCCUGGGAGAAAAGUUGUGCAGCUGCCCUACAUAAACUACCUGAGAGAGCUGGGGAGUACUUUCAGCAAUGCGUACACCAACUCUCCUAUAUGCUGCCCUUCCCGUGCAGCCAUGUGGAGUGGGCAGUUUGUCCACCUCACCCAUUCAUGGAACAACUUCAAGUGCCUUGAUAAAAUUACGACCACGUGGAUGGAUCUGCUGGAGAAGAAUGGCUACCUUACAAAAAUGCUCGGCAAACUGGAUUACACAUCAGGGGGACACUCUCUCAGUAAUCGCGUUGAGGCCUGGACACGGGACGUUCACUUCCUGUUGCGCCAAGAAGGUCGGCCUGUCACUCAACUGGUUGGGAACGAGUCAACAGUCAGAGUCAAUACUGUGGACUGGAAAAACACAGAUUUCGCCACUGAAUGGAUCCAUCAGAAGGCUGCGUCCUCUCACCGGCCUUUCGCGCUUUAUCUCGGCCUCAAUCUACCUCACACUUACAAGACUGAUUCUUUGGGGCCCACUGCUGGAGGAUCCACUUUCCGCUCGUCUCUUUACUGGCUGAAAAAGGUUCAUUCUGAACUCGUUUCUGUUCCCACAUGGCUCCCCUUGGCUGCUAUGCACCCUGUGGACUACUACUCCACCGUCACGAAGAAUUGCAGCGGGGAUUUCACAAAAGAAGAAGUGAAACGUAUCAGGACCUUCUACUAUGCCAUGUGUGCGGAAGCAGAUGCCAUGCUGGGAAUGGUUAUUUCGGCGUUGAGAGACACAGGGGUGCUCAACAACACAGUAGUGAUCUUUACGGCCGACCAUGGAGAGCUGGCUAUGGAGCACCGGCAGUUCUAUAAGAUGUCCAUGUUUGAAGGAAGCUCCCAUGUUCCCUUGCUAAUUAUGGGGCCCGGGCUUGUGGCGGGUUUGCAGGUUAACCAGCUUGUGUCAUUAGUUGAUCUCUACCCAACUGUGCUAGAUAUUGCUGAAAUAUCAACAACUGGGAAUGUUAGUGGCUACUCAUUGCUGCCUCUUCUUUCCAAAUACAAGACAUUUCCCCAAAAGCAACAUCCAGACUGGGUUUUGAGUGAGUAUCAUGGCUGCAAUGUUAAUGCAUCAACCUACAUGCUAAGAAAUGGCAAGUGGAAAUACAUUGCUUAUGCUGAUGGAAUGAGUGUGCCUUCUCAGCUUUUUGACCUAGUGCUGGACAAGGAAGAACUUCACAACGUGGCUCUCAAAUUCCCAGAUGUGCAGGCACAUCUAGACAAGCAGUUACGUCGCAUUAUAGACUAUCCCAGAAUUUCUGCAAUCGUCCAUGGCUACAACAAGAAUGAAUUUGGUGCAUGGCGCCAAAGUGUAGGUAGCAAUUACAGUCGAGAGAUUGCUAAUCUCAGGUGGCAUGUUGACUGGCAAAAAGAUGCUGCAACCAAUGAAAGACUAAUUGACAAGUGGCUGGACGAAUCCACUUGA
This is a messenger RNA of Nerophis lumbriciformis (worm pipefish), 1569 nucleotides long. The record is from RefSeq and is a predicted model, not a curated record. NCBI's taxonomy places the organism in Eukaryota, Metazoa, Chordata, Actinopteri, Syngnathiformes, Syngnathidae.